Molecule: messenger RNA, 736 nt
Organism: Cherax quadricarinatus
Lineage: Eukaryota; Metazoa; Arthropoda; Malacostraca; Decapoda; Parastacidae
Source: RefSeq, a predicted model, not a curated record
CGAGGCUGGAGGACCAGUCAGCUGAUGUCGUGGUGGUAGUCACAGCUGUACGUGGCACUGCGUCGUAACCUCUUAUGGUUUUAAGUGUAUCUCUGCUUCUACAUGAGUCAGUAAACCUCAGCUGAGCACUUGGACCUCCAAGUGACGAUUGGACGCCAGUAUGAGUGGGUUUGAUGAGAUUUUAGGCACUAAAAUCGAAGUCCGGAGGAGAACUUUAGGGAACACCAUUGACAAGGACUUUGCCGACGAUGAUGAUGCCACGUUAGAAACUGACUUGUUUCCUGAGUUUACUAGGUUACUGGAGGAGGAUGUUCCCGGUGACGACGAGAGUGAAGGCUGCCCACUCCCAGGCACCCCAGAGGACGAGUCCCUCAUUGAUGCCAAAGAGGAAGAGGAGUUGCGGCACAGAGUUGUCAAUAGAGAGAGCCAUGAUGACGACCUGGUGCUCAGCUCCAUGGCUCAGAGUGCCUUUGAGACAGCUGAAGAGUUAGUACACAAAGUGUGGGAGGAGGUAGCUAGCUGGAAAACUCAACCUUUUUCAAAAUUACCCAAAUGGCUCCAAGACAAUGAUUAUCUACACCAUUGGCAUAGGCCGCCACUUCCAUCGUUUUCUGCCUGCUUUAAAUCUAUAUUCCGAAUUCACACAGAAACCGGGAACAUUUGGACGCAUCUUUUGGGUAAGUACAUUUGCACUAUUAAUCAUCAUGAAUGUAAUAAUUAAGAGGGUAUUCUUACU